Molecule: messenger RNA, 2125 nt
Organism: Anguilla rostrata (American eel)
Lineage: Eukaryota; Metazoa; Chordata; Actinopteri; Anguilliformes; Anguillidae
Product: perforin-1-like
Exons: 3
Coding region: 175-1893 (572 amino acids)
Biological process (GO): defense response to virus; immunological synapse formation; T cell mediated cytotoxicity
Cellular component (GO): membrane
Molecular function (GO): wide pore channel activity
Source: RefSeq, a predicted model, not a curated record
UUAGCAUACAUUGCUAUGUCCAUUUUUGGUUCUCUCUCACUAAUACAGCCCCACCCCUAACGCUGUGCACCAAAGCCCAUGCAUUCCUAUAUAAAGACACACGAAGAGCAGCGUUAACCAGAUACUGUCUUCAAUUACUCAGCAGAACGAGAAAUAUUUUUGGAUGAGAAAGUGAUGGCGGGGUUGUGGCGACUCCUGAUUUUGGGGUGUGCGUGUCACUUCCUGUGCGGUCCGGGGGUCUCCGGAGCCAAGUUCACCGGUACCCCUAAGCAGUGCGAGGAAGCCGAAUUUGUCCCCGGACACAACCUGGCGGGAGAGGGCCUGGACAUCGUAAAGAUGGAGCGCAAAGGCGUCUACGUGGUGAACCUGGACAACUGGCGGACAAGGAAUGGCACCUGCACUCUGGUGAGGAACGCGUGCCUGUCUUCUAAAGAGCAGAAGCUUCCGGCCGGCGUGACGAACUGGAGGUGCAUCCCCAAAUGCAAGAUGCACGUCACAAGCAAGCAGUACGAAUCGAGCGAGUCCCUGGUCAAGGACACCACCUCCAUCGUGACGAACAACUGGAAGGUGGGCCUGAGCAUCCCGCUGGCGGCCAGCGUGUCCAUUGGAGGAACCCACUCCCGUGAAGCCACCUUCUCCAUGGACAAGUCGAAGCAGGACAAGUACAGCUUCACCAGCCACCAGGUCCACUGCAGCUUCUACAGCUACACCCUGGCUUCCACUCAGCGUCUUCACGAAGAGUUUGUGGAGUCGUUAAAAAAACUCCCAAAAAGCUACACCCCAAGCACCAAAUCAGCCUACAUGGACCUGAUCGACACGUACGGCACUCAUUACAUAACACAGGUCCAGCUGGGGGGUAGACUGAAGGGCAUUACAGCCAUCAAGGACUGCCAAGCCGCCAUGAAAGGACUGACCAGCACAGCGGUCAAGGACUGCCUGGAAGUGGAGGCCUCUGCCACGUACAAGAAGACCGUCACCCUCAGCUCCGAGGCCCAGCACUGCCGCGAGCUCAAGAAGAAGAUGGGCACGAGCGAGAGCUUCAGAACCAUGUUCAGCGAACGCCACUCCGAGGUGGUGGGGGGGAAGGUCGAGGUGAAUAACCUGCUUUUCUCAAACGAUCAACAGGCCCACCAGCAAUGGCAGGCGUCCCUGAAGACCAUGCCUGACGUAGUGUACUACUCCGCCAAGCCCCUGUUCUUCUUGAUGAGCCAGAGCGACCCGGCCAGGGAGGGGCUGAAGGAGGCCAUCCAGCAGUACAUCGGACAGAAUGCGCUGGUGACGAAGUGCAGCGGGUCCUGCCAGGUGGGGCAUAGGAGCGGACGGGACUCCUGCUGCUGCGUCUGCGGGCAGAACAGCCGGAUGACCUCCACCUGCUGCCCCACAGCGCCGGGGCUGGCCGAUCUGAGGGUCUACGGGCUCUACGCGCGGGACCUGUACGGCGACUGGGGAUACGGAACCGACGGCUCGGUGGUGGUGACCUACGGCGACCAGACCGAGCGCACCCGCGUGAUCGACGGCGAUAACAACCCCAAGUGGCCGGAGACCUUCCGAUUCGGGCCCAUCCGGAUGGGUGCGCUCAAGGGGCUCCAGUUCACGGUGUACGACGCCGACAGCAAGUGGAACAGUGAUCUGCUGGGCCAGUGCGACUUCAAGCUCAAGCGGGGCAAGGUGUCCGACAGCUGCAUGUUCAAGUACGGGACCUUCUUCUUCUCCUACGAGGUGACCUGCGCCCCCAGCCUGGGCGGCGACGACUGCCAGCAGUACAUCCCCUCCCCCGUGAGCCCCCUGCUGGCGAGGAGGUUCCACUCCCGAAACGGGUUCCUCGCCGGAGAGCAGUGGGAGGCGCUGCUCGCGGGGAACCGCACCGGGUUCGAGGACCACGUCGGCGAAUAGGAGAGGCCUCCGUUCGUGUUUGUAGUCCCCACGGCAACCCGUCCAAUGUAGCCGUUUCCUGCUACAGCUAUUUUAUACAAGCUUGUUGCAUAUUUGCCGCCAGUGUUAAUCGAAGCUGUUUGCUGAUGUUUUUUGUUAUUUUUUCACCUUUUUUUGCUGGUUUUUACCUACUCUGCUCACUCACUCAGGAACUAUUGUCAUUCCCAGCAAUAAAGCAUUCAUAAAGACAAAA